UCUCCAGGAGGUGCAAACCCCGCUGCUACUGACCGAGAAGGUGCUUGUUCCCCGCACGCAAAGGCAGAAACUGGCGGAAAUUCUCAUGGAAAAACACGGGGUGACAGCCGUUCAUUUUGCCCAGAGUCCUGUUCUUGCGCUGUACGCCGCCGGUAUCUGCUCCGGCACGUCUGUAGAGAUGGGCUACAACGCAUGUCAUGUCGUCCCUGUCUUCCAGGGCUACCCGUUGUUUCACGCGACACACAUGCUUAAUGUCGGUGGAGAUUUAUGCACGCGUCAAAUGAUGUCCACCGGGCCUGAGUUGCCAGCGAUGGUGCAUCCGAAUCACCGCAUAGAUGUUUGGUCCCAUUUGAAGGAAAAGUACUGCGAGACCUGCCCGGAGGGUGCCGUGUUUCGCCAAGCGCGAGAGGAGGAGGCGGCAAACAAAGUCGCUAUUUCUAGCGGUAAUAGUGACGGUAUCACAAGUAAGUACGCGGUGCGGCAUCGGCUACCGGAUGGUACAAUCAUCACGCUUGACUCAAAUCGUUUUGUACCGGCAGAAAUGCUGAUUGAUCCUUCUCUUGUGUCAAGCGAUGUACUCAGCGGUGAUCAGUUUUUCAUUGAUAAUGUGGAGCGGCUCCGUACAUCCACAGAGCCUCACGGUCUCCCCAGGCUCAUUUUAGGGUCUUUGAACGUAUGUGACCGUGAUAUUUCGCCUCUACUAGAACGGUCGAUUCAUCUUUCCGGUGGAUGUUCCAUGAUACGUGGGUUCCCUGAGCGUUUGGACAGUGAACUCAAUACGUUUAUGCCUCAUACCUUUCAUGUUACUGCCCGCACCGAGCGUCGUCAUGCCGCCUUUGUGGGAGGCUCCAUUUUGGCGUCACUUCCGACUUUUCAGGAGUUCUGGGUGACGAAGUUGGAUUACGAGGAGUCUGGCCCGUCUGCCGUGCUGCGACGUUGUUUUUGA
Molecule: messenger RNA, 946 nt
Organism: Trypanosoma cruzi
Lineage: Eukaryota; Euglenozoa; Kinetoplastea; Trypanosomatida; Trypanosomatidae
Product: actin-like protein, putative
Exons: 1
Source: RefSeq, a predicted model, not a curated record